Messenger RNA from Anopheles moucheti, 3214 nucleotides. RefSeq names its product glycogen phosphorylase. Bases 133 to 2661 code for a protein of 842 amino acids. Gene Ontology annotation, molecular function: pyridoxal phosphate binding; glycogen phosphorylase activity. NCBI's taxonomy places the organism in Eukaryota, Metazoa, Arthropoda, Insecta, Diptera, Culicidae. Gene Ontology annotation, cellular component: cytoplasm. Gene Ontology annotation, biological process: glycogen catabolic process. The transcript has 5 exons. The record is from RefSeq and is a predicted model, not a curated record.
UGAACACUAAUCUCGAAGAGUGGUCCGCGUUUGCACCGUUGCAGUUCCUUUAGCGGUUGUGUUCGUCCAAGUGUUCCACGGUAUUCCGUAUCGAGUCUUGCAAACGAAUCGAAUUAUAGUAACGUUUUUACGAUGGCAAAGCCACAGUCAGAUGUCGAUAAAAGGAAACAGAUCAGUGUGCGCGGCAUAGCCCAGCUGGAGGAUGUGAACGAGAUCAAGAAGGAUUUCAAUCGGCAUCUUCACUACACGUUGGUGAAGGACAGGAACGUAGCCACCGUGCGUGAUUACUACUUUGCCCUAGCCCAUACCGUGAAGGAUCAUCUGGUAUCGCGAUGGAUCCGAACGCAGCAAUAUUACUACGAGAGGGACCCGAAACGCGUGUACUAUUUGUCCUUGGAGUACUACAUGGGACGAUCACUGCAAAACACCAUGAUAAAUCUCGGCAUACAAACGUCGUGCGAUGAAGCGAUGUAUCAGAUGGGUCUGGACAUUGAGGAGCUGGAGGAGCUGGAAGAGGAUGCCGGCUUGGGUAAUGGCGGUUUGGGCCGGUUGGCUGCCUGCUUCCUCGACUCCAUGGCAACACUGGGAAUGCCGGCCUAUGGAUAUGGCAUUCGUUACGAGUAUGGUAUUUUUGCACAGAAGAUCCGUAACGGGGAACAGGUUGAGGAACCGGACGAUUGGCUGCGUUACGGUAACCCGUGGGAGAAGGCGCGCCCGGAAUACAUGAUCCCGAUCCAUUUCUAUGGCCGCGUGAUCGACACACCCGAGGGUAAAAAGUGGGUCGACACGCAGACCGUGUUCGCUAUGCCGUACGAUAACCCGGUGCCCGGUUAUGGAAACAAUGUCGUUAACACACUUCGCCUGUGGUCUGCCAAAUCACCGAUUGAUUUCAACCUGAAGUUCUUCAACGAUGGUGAUUACAUCCAGGCCGUGUUGGAUCGAAAUCUGGCGGAAAAUAUUUCCCGCGUGCUCUAUCCCAACGAUAACUUCUUCGAGGGCAAAGAAUUGCGCUUGAAGCAGGAAUACUUUAUGUGUGCCGCCACGCUGCAGGACAUUGUGCGCCGUUACAAGGCAUCGAAGUUUGGUUCGCGCGAUGCCGUCCGUACGUCGUUUGAUGAUUUCCCGAACAAGGUGGCAAUACAGCUGAACGAUACCCAUCCGUCGCUGGCCAUUCCCGAGCUGAUGCGCAUCCUGCUGGACGAUGAGAAGCUUAGCUGGGAGAAGGCGUGGGACAUUGUGACGCGUACCUGCGCCUACACGAACCACACCGUGCUGCCGGAGGCGCUGGAACGCUGGCCCGUGUCAAUGCUGCAGUCGAUUCUGCCGCGCCACCUGGAGAUUAUCUAUCAUAUAAACUUUUUGCAUUUACAAGAAGUUGAAAAACGUUUCCCGGGAGAUUUCGGCCGUAUGCGUGCACUGUCGCUGGUGGAGGAGGAUGGUGAGAAGCGCAUCAACAUGGCAAACCUGUCGAUUGUGGGUUCGCACGCGGUGAACGGUGUGGCAGCAAUCCAUUCCGAAAUCAUCAAGAAGGAUAUCUUCAAAUGCUUCUACGAGAUGACGCCGGAAAAGUUCCAGAACAAAACGAACGGCAUUACGCCCCGGCGCUGGUUGCUGCUGUGCAAUCCCGGCCUGUCCGAUCUGAUUGCGGAGAAGAUCGGCGACCAGUGGCCGGUCCAUCUGGAGCAGCUGCAGGAGCUGAAGAAAUGGGCAAAGGAUCCUACAUUCCAGCGGGCCGUGGCGCGUGUGAAGCAGGAAAACAAGCUGAAGCUAGCACAGCUGCUGGAGAAGGAUUACGGCGUGAAGGUGAAUCCGGCUUCCAUGUUCGACAUCCAGGUGAAGCGUAUCCACGAGUACAAACGUCAGCUGCUCAACUGUCUGCACAUCAUCACGCUGUACAAUCGCAUCAAGCGUGAUCCGACCGCCAACUUUACGCCGCGCACGAUCAUGAUCGGUGGAAAGGCGGCCCCGGGUUACUACAUUGCCAAGCAAAUCAUCAAGCUAAUCUGUGCGGUUGGCAACGUGGUAAACAAUGAUCCGAUCGUGGGCGACAAGCUGAAGGUCAUUUUCCUGGAGAACUACCGAGUAACGCUGGCGGAGAAGAUUAUGCCGGCGGCUGAUUUGUCGGAGCAGAUUUCGACCGCUGGUACGGAAGCGUCCGGUACGGGCAAUAUGAAAUUCCAGCUUAAUGGCGCACUGACCAUUGGCACCCUGGAUGGUGCGAAUGUGGAGAUGGCCGAGGAGAUGGGCAAUGAGAACAUUUUCAUCUUCGGCAUGACGGUGGAGGAGGUCGAAGAUCUCAAGUGCCGUGGAUACAAUGCGUACGAUUACUACAAUUCGAAUCCGGACAUUAAGCAGUGCGUUGAUCAGAUCCAGGGCGGAUUCUUCAGCCCGGGCAAUCCGCAUGAAUUCCAAGAUUUGGCCAAUGUGCUGCUGAAGUAUGAUCGUUACUACUUGUUUGCUGAUUUCGAUUCCUACAUCAAAACACAGGAUCGUGUUUCCGCCGUAUAUCAGGAUCAAUCAAAAUGGUUGGAGAUGUCCAUCAACAACAUCGCAACCAGUGGCAAAUUCUCGAGCGAUCGUACCAUCGCCGAGUACGCGCGACAAAUCUGGGGCAUUGAACCGAGCUGGGAGAAAUUGCCGAACCCGGGCAGUGCAAAGUAAAUCGUGCGCUUCCCAGUAUCUGUUGCAAGCGUGUAAGCGGUAAAAUAUAUAGUCCACCAAGUGUUUGCGCCACUGCCGUCGUUCCAACCACGCACCCGCUCCUGCAUUGGAUGCGCAGUAGAGUAAAGCGUCAUAGCCGCUAAAAAUUAGCUCACCCCUUCACCGCGGGUGUGGCGGCAUUAAAACACAGCUUUCCGUUUCGUUCGAGCCUGACAUAUACUCUUCUACAAAAAAGGGGUGCCAUCACUAACAAAAAACACAACGGAUGAAGAAAUAAAACACACUAACAACAACGCAAAUAUCUACAUAAUGGGGAUUUAUUUAGUAAAGUAGCGCCAUCAUAAACAACGCAAGCCGUUGUGUAAAGAUUGGUUAAUUUCCGAUAGUAAGUUUUGUUUUCGUUAACACUCACCAAAAAAAAAAAAAUAACUACAACACCCACAAUCGAUAGUGGCGCCAUGUUAUUAUGCAUAAAAAAUGCCUGUUCGUUAGGUAAAUGUUAUGGGAUAUUAUUGUUUUCAAAUAAAAACGUAAAAGUCUAAUCUUCUCUGUG